CGACAACUGCCAAGUCCCCCCGAACCAGGCGCUCAGCUGUCAUGACUGACUCACGACGAACGUCGGACUUGGUCUUCGCCAAAUCCACAAGCCUGUCUGAAGAUUUCCCGGCCCUCGGGCUUCUCUCGUCAAUCUUUCUCGCGCCCUCGAGUCUUGGCACCCCACGCCUUGCUGCGCUUCAUCGACCCGAUUGCUGACUACGGGCUGCUCACGCAGUACUCCGUAAAGCUUCCGGGCAUGUAAUUAUCCCCUUCUCCUCAUCCUGGUAUAAUAAUAGGCGAUGGUAUUUGAUGUUAUCAUUCCACCCCUGUCUUGUCCGGGUCGGCUUGGUGAUUGCGACCGGGUCAACUCCGAACCCGUCCGGCGAGGGUCCCGGCCACUCACUGUUUUGCCGCUGGCUUGGAUCCGUGAGCGACCAGCACCGCCCAUGCGGCAUGUCAGCGUUUGCGCCUUCUGGCAAUUGUUGGCAACCGUCUCAAUGGAAUGCUUUGUUCUCGACUAAAACAUUGGUUGGGGAGGAUUUCCAAACUACUUCUACUCAACACAGCCCAUCUUUAUCUCCGGUUCCAUGCAGAUUAAUAUUUGUUGGCGCCCUCGAUGUCUCAAGUAUGUGCGGUGCAGCCGCCGACCUGCGAGACCCGGAAUUCAUGCACGGUGUGGCACCAGGGCAACCUGCUCCCUGUGCUAUUGCAUGCAGGCGCCACCCAUGCUCGCUUUCCAGAUGCAUGAUUAUUUGCGUUCACUGGUCGGACGCAUACAGUUGGGACUUUUGUCCUUGCUGUCGCUGGGACAAACUUUCCCAACCACUAAUGUGCUUCCAAAGGUUACCAUUCAGUAUAGUUUAUCUAUCAUAAAUAGAUCGAUCAUAGUCUGUAAUUGCUGUUCAUCAUAACCAUAUGUUUGGGCGUUAUAUCAUCGUUUCCAUCAGGUUGUCCGGCCUGCCAGCUAAUACACAGCUGGUCCAGAGCGGUUGAGAGCCCCAAUAGC
This is a messenger RNA of Aspergillus vadensis CBS 113365, 987 nucleotides long. RefSeq lists its product as uncharacterized. Bases 291 to 854 code for a protein of 187 amino acids. Lineage: Eukaryota; Fungi; Ascomycota; Eurotiomycetes; Eurotiales; Aspergillaceae. The record is from RefSeq and is a predicted model, not a curated record. The transcript has a single exon.